Molecule: messenger RNA, 891 nt
Organism: Halichondria panicea
Lineage: Eukaryota; Metazoa; Porifera; Demospongiae; Suberitida; Halichondriidae
Product: maternal embryonic leucine zipper kinase-like
Exons: 1
Coding region: 1-891 (296 amino acids)
Biological process (GO): protein phosphorylation; intracellular signal transduction
Cellular component (GO): cytoplasm
Molecular function (GO): protein serine/threonine kinase activity; ATP binding
Source: RefSeq, a predicted model, not a curated record
AUGUACACUACAGUGAGUAGAAACCUGGUUGCUAGAACAGUACGACCGUUUCCAGACCUCCCUCAAUACAGAGGAGAUCAUCGAUUUGACUUGUUUCUUCCUCCAUCGUACCUUUUUGGCCACACACUGGGUGAUGGAGAGUUUGCAACAGUGAGAUUGGCUUACAACCUCCGAACUGAAACAUACGUGGCAAUUAAGUGUUUCAAGCCAAGAUCAGGGCAGUACAUGAUGCUAGAUGAGCAAAUAAUGAGAGAACUUAUGGCUACAAAAGGAUUGACACAUCAGCACAUUGUAAGAACGUAUGAAGCAAUACUUUAUGGAAAUCGAAUUUUUAUGGUAAUGGAAUAUUGUCCAUAUGGAGAUCUCAGAAAGUACAUAAACAAAACUGGAGCUUUAGCUGAAGUUGCUGCAAGGAGGUUUUUUGGUCAAUUAUGUUUAGGAGUUCAAAAAAUGCACAAUCUGGAUUUAGUGCACCGAGAUCUAAAGCUAGAAAACAUUCUGAUUGAUGCAAACUUCAAACUCAAGAUAGGAGAUUUGGGAUGUGCCAGAAGACAGAUGGAUAAGCAGUUACACACUGUCACAGGAAGCUACGCUUAUGGAGCUCCAGAAUUAGUGAGGGGGGACCAUUACAAUGGGAAAAAGGCAGACAUGUGGAGCCUCGGGAUUAUCCUCUACGCCAUGGUUGUUGGAAAACUUCCGUAUACUGACAAAGGGCGACUAAAAAAGAUGCUAAAGGACAGGAUGAAAAUUCCUGAGUUUCCUCUCACUCUCUCUGUCCAAUGCUGUCAAAUACUUUCUGGACUCCUGUCCUAUGACCCACAUAAUAGACUAUCUCUGGACGAAAUCAUACGACAUCCCUGGAUGGAGGUUGGAGUAGAAACUGAGCUGUAG